GCUUGUAUCCAUGGUUCGACAACUGUCAAGUUAUCAUUGUUGUUGAUCAGUUUUUAUAAAUGAAAAAAGAUAAAUAACCAAACACUUGUUGAAAAGCUUUCAUUUCAUUUUCAUUUUCAUCAUCAAGUGAUCAAUUGUUUGUUCGAUUUUUUUUACAAAAAAUGUCUUUUGUCAUAAUUAGUUCCUAUGAUGCGCUUUAUGGCCCAACAGCCAUUUCAACGGAAGAUUCAAUUCUUCAUGAGCAAUUGACCGGUGGUGGUAACCAGCAGCAAUCAAAUGAACAAAAUUCUCUAACAUUAUCUCGUCGUCGUCAUCGUAAAAAACAUGACAAAUCUGAUAAAUUGGAUAAAGGAAUACGUAAAUGUGAAGCUAAAUUGAUCGAUUGUCGUAAUGAAGAAAAAGCGGAAAAACUUCGUGAAAAAAUGGAAGCUUUGUGUCAACGAAAAAAAGAUCGAAUAGCUAUCAAUCAGGAAACAAAAGUCAAUUAUGAUCCUUAUGGAAAAUCAAUCGUAUUCAAAGUUGAAGAUGCACCUUGUCGUGUUUUGAAUAAAUUGCAUCAACUUGGCUACACUGUAUUGCCCAGUUCUGGUGGAAACGGUGGCCAUGAGAAUGGUUUAACUUGGACAUUAUUUCGACCAAACUAUGAACCGACUCCAAUAUAUCCAAAACUGAACGAUUUAAUCAAUACAGAUUAAUUUGUUUGAAAAAGAUUAUGUUUUUAUGCAUUGAAUUUUUUAUCAUUUAAAUGUUAAACAAUGCAAACACAAAUAUAUUGUUACACACAAAAAAAUUAUAUCAAAACUCAA
Messenger RNA from Dermatophagoides farinae (American house dust mite), 806 nucleotides. RefSeq lists its product as uncharacterized. The record is from RefSeq and is a predicted model, not a curated record. NCBI's taxonomy places the organism in Eukaryota, Metazoa, Arthropoda, Arachnida, Sarcoptiformes, Pyroglyphidae. Gene Ontology annotation, biological process: negative regulation of biosynthetic process.